Molecule: messenger RNA, 1092 nt
Organism: Ustilaginoidea virens
Lineage: Eukaryota; Fungi; Ascomycota; Sordariomycetes; Hypocreales; Clavicipitaceae
Exons: 2
Coding region: 1-1092 (363 amino acids)
Biological process (GO): mitochondrial respiratory chain complex I assembly; biosynthetic process
Cellular component (GO): mitochondrion
Source: RefSeq, a predicted model, not a curated record
AUGCGUCGCCCCCGUGUGUCAGGCCAUUCCCUGCAACGGCUUGCCAAAGCCACCGCAAGCCGUCGCCUCCAUGGAACCAGUGCCGACGUGGAAUCCGCAAGACGGUAUUGUUUCAAGCAGCUGCAGACUAGCGACUACGACGCCCAUCUGAUCCGGCGGUUCGUGCCCCCUCCGGCUCAAGAUACCUACGCUGCCCUCCGGGCGCUCAACCUCGAGCUGGCGCGACUACCCGAAGCGGUGUCCAACCCGGCCACCGGAGCCCUCCGAGUCAGGUUUUGGCACGAGUCCCUCGACAAGACCUUUGCCGGACUGCCGCCCCGCGAGCCCAUCUGCAUCCUGCUGCACCACGCCCUCCGGGGACUGGAAGCUCGAGCCGGGCCCGCGACCAGAAAAUCAAUCAAGUUCUGGGUAUCCAGGCUUGUCAGGACGAGGGAAAAGCAGCUGGAUGGCAGGCCUUACCCCAGCCUGAUGGCUUUGGAGGACUGCGCCGAGAACACGUACUCGUCCAUCAUGUACGCGACGCUGGCAUCUGUGCCCCUGCGAUCCGUGCACGUGGACCACCUGGCCAGCCAUAUCGGCAAGGCUUGCGGCAUCAUUGCCGUCCUGAGGGGGGUUCCGAUCCUCGCCGCGCCCAGCCGGCCUGUAAAGACGCCGACCGGCAGCGACGCACCAAGCACCCGCCAACCCUCCCUCUUGCUGCCCCUCGAUGUGAUGGCUGAGGAAGGGGUCAAGGAGGAAGAUGUCUUUCGACAGGGACCCAGCGCUGCAGGGCUGCAAGACGCCGUCUUCAAGGUGGCAACUCGUGCCAACGAUCAUCUCAUCACCGCCCGGGACAUGCUGAAGCGGUUAAAGGCGGGCGAGGACCCAGGCCACGACUUUGAGCACGAGGGCGAGGUCGAGCACUCCUACCAGGGCGAAAGUGACACGCCCGAGGAAGUCCGGCGGGGCUUCGGGGUGUUUCUGGAAGCUGUACCGGCUGCUCACUACCUGGACUGUCUGGAAAAGGCCAAUUUUGAUCCGUUUGCUGUGCAGACCGGGGGGUGGAAGUUGCCGUGGAGAAUAUGGCAGGCGCUUUCCAAGACGAGUCUAUGA